AUGAAUGUGUGCUCGACUUAUAGACAUUUCUCGUUACCCUUCACAGUUUGUCAAGACUGGCAGGUCAUUGAAGACGAGGGUCUUGCUCAUCAGCUCCAAAACCAUGAGAUCAACGAGCACUAUGAUCGUAACCGCCAGAAUAGCCGUUUGAUCCGAGAUGACUUCCACGCGGCUCGCAGAGAGCAGUUAUCUGAACAGCAACUAGUCGAAUACGCGAGAAGACAAGAGGAGCUCGAAGCUGAAGAGUUGGCCUCUCAGUUGACCCGAUUGCUCGAUGAAGAAGAACACGAGGAGGAAUCUCAGAGGAGGGACGAAGAGCUGGCGAGGCGAAUCGCUCAAGAAGAAGAUGAGCUCAUCGCUCAGGAGCAACAGGAUCGAGAGCUGGCUCGCAUGCUGCACGCUCGCGAACGCCUCAAGGCGAAGAAAUUGCGGGAAGCUCGGAAGAUAGCCGAAGCCAAGAGGCGACAAGAAGAGGGAAGCCGUGAGCAAUCAAAUGAAAUAGGAGAAGAAUACUCAGACGAGGCACUCAAUGAAGCUUUGUACGCCAACUUGGGACCGACACAGCCGCGAACUCAUGAAGUGCUCGGCAAUUCUUCCAUAUACUUGCUCCAAAACUCAGACAUCGUCAAUCCCCCGACCGGACAUCAAGGUUCACCAACUUCUACCUCGAGACUAUCGAGAGAUGCCGACGGAGCUAGAAUCAAAUCGACUGUACAUCGAGCACCGGUUGCUCGGGAGAACAACCGUAAAUCACAGACACGAAGUUUCCCUGAAGCCAAAAUGGAGAGCGCAAUACCUCCAUACAUGCCAAUGCAGGGUUUACCGGCUCGACUCAGCCCCGGGGCAACCUUGCAGCAAGCCGGCGCUAACAGCUUGACGAGACACCCUCCACAGGAAAACCAUAAAAAGAACUCGUCAUGCAAAACUCAAUGAGAUCGCCGUUGAGCCUUAUUAUAACUUUUUUAUGCUCAAAUUCGUUGUUAUUCGCUCCGCCAUGCAGUACCAGUCCGGCGACUGUUAAUAUCUGCGAGUUCGCUGCGAGGAACACUUACACCUGUAGCGAUUCGUUCGGGCUGUAAAUUCAAGCAGUAGAAACU
Messenger RNA from Galendromus occidentalis (western predatory mite), 1097 nucleotides. RefSeq names its product coiled-coil domain-containing protein 50. NCBI's taxonomy places the organism in Eukaryota, Metazoa, Arthropoda, Arachnida, Mesostigmata, Phytoseiidae. The coding region runs from base 1 to 933 and encodes 310 amino acids. The record is from RefSeq and is a predicted model, not a curated record. The transcript is spliced from 6 exons.